Microplitis mediator is the source of this 1377-nucleotide messenger RNA. RefSeq lists its product as uncharacterized. Bases 91 to 1362 code for a protein of 423 amino acids. The transcript has 2 exons. Lineage: Eukaryota; Metazoa; Arthropoda; Insecta; Hymenoptera; Braconidae. The record is from RefSeq and is a predicted model, not a curated record.
AAUAAUUUUAUACUAUCCUUCAUAACACACUUGUGUAAAUUUAAACUUUAAAAUGAUUCAGGUUUAGAUAUUUAAAAAAAAAAAUAAAAAAUGUGUUCAACAGUAAGUUUACUAAAACGGUUCACUACAGAAAUACUACCAAAAGUACUUGAAAUAUUGAACAAAGAAAACUAUAAAGUAAAAUGCGUGGAACCAUCAAUUAACGAUACAUUUUCAUUAUCAAGUGUACAUUUUAUUGACAUAACUUUCACAAACAACGAAAAACUUAAUUUAGUGAUUAAAAUACCUCCAAAUUCAUCAGAUCUUUUGACGCAGUUUGAUCUGAACCAACUUUUCCGCAAUGAAAUAAUUUUUUAUGAUAAUUUUUCAAACAAUGUUGUGGUUCCAAAAUUCUUUUAUGGCUUGGCAGCAGAAGACAUAAGUAAAAAUGUUAUUGUCUUAGAAAAUGUAACAAAAAGAGGUUUCAAAAUGUGUCUCACCGAGUAUAAUAUGCCUUUUCAUUAUGUGAUAAAUGCUGUACGCGAACUUGGAAGAUUUCAUGCAGUGCAUUAUGUAUUCAAGGAACGUAAUCCAGAUAAAUUUAAAAAAAUUAUUUGUGAUAUUAAAGAAAGUUGGUUUAUAGAAGGUAAUUGGUUAGCAGAUAAAAUAAAAAUAGUUGGAAAUAGACCUGUCGAGUGGUUACGUAAAAUAAAUUAUGAUAGUAAUUUUUGCAAUAAAAUGGAUUAUCAUCUUAGUGACGCAUUUAAUAUGAUUAUACUUGAUGCUAUAAAACCUGUUGAACCACUAGCUGUGUUAUGUCACGGGGACUUCACACGUAGCAACAUGCUUUUCCGUGAGCUGUCUUUUGCUGACGAUGGUAAUGAUUCUGGUGUUGAUAAUGGUGAUGAAGAAGAAAAGAAAAGAUUAGAGGUAAUGUUAAGGGACUUUGGUAUGAUAAGAUACGCAUCCCCAUCAAUUGACCUCUCGACGUUGCUUUACUUAAAUUGCACCUCAGAAGACAGAAAGAAUAGAUUCGAUAAGAUAUUUCUGGCUUAUCACGACGCACUACUGGAUUAUCUUACUAAAGCUGAGUUAAUUGACCUGAGCCGAUACUCAUUUGAAAAGAUGCUCGAGGAUUAUAAGCGACGUGCUGCUUACGGUUUUAUUGUUGCAUUAUACUUUUUACCGGUUUUAUACGGUUUUGGUGAUGACCCAGAUAAAAACAAUGAUACUACAGCUUCUACAAUCGCAACUGCUAGUUCCAAGGAUAAUAAAGAUUUAACAACGAUUACAUGGGCGGGUGGUGAUGCUAUGUCAGCUAUGUUUGCUGAUAUGUUAUUAGAGUUAAAAGAUACCGGUUGUUUAAAUCACAUUAUUUUAUGAUUUUAUUCAACGCAU